AUGCACCCAACCACAAUCUGUCCAAGGUCCUUUUCCAGCGUCUAUUGCACAAAGGUUGCACCGGACUUGUCUGAGGCAAUCAACACAAACCGAGGUGUGACACUCACCACCUCUUCCAUUCGACGGCGGCCAAACGCAUUCAAUCUUUUACAUCAGUUGGAGGCAAUGCAGCGAGGAGGGUUCGACAAUGCUUUGCAGAACCUUGAGGCUUUGAACACCACUGCCUCAUUCGCGGCUGCGUACCAAAUUGGCCGCACGGAAGCUGGAGCGGCAUCGAACCUUUUGACGGCAGUUUCGGAGAGCACCCGGGACCAGUUGAAGGAGCUAGUGAGGCUCUUCGGUCAACCUCGAUUUCUGCUGCACGAUGGGAUUGCAGCGGGCGUGUUUAACAUGACCUACAACGGGGGUGCCUUGUCUGUGGACGAGAGCCUUUCCCUCAUUCAAGCAAUUUGCGGUGGCAACAGCUCAACAUUGGGCUUCGUGCUGAUGCCGUCCUUCGAUGUGCAAGAGAUCAGCAUGAUUUUCAAGGAGAGCGCACAUGGGGGCGACCGGAGAAAGACCAACCAACAAUGUUUGGCGAUCACAUCUGGAUCUCACAAGCACAUCGAGUGGAACAAGAGCCGCAUCAUGCUGGGCGCAAUCACAGGCAUCGAACGGGCAAGGGUCAAUGAGCUGGCCAACCCGGAGGAGGACCGUCCCCUAGCGCCACACUGGCGUGCAACAACGCGGAAUAUAGAGGCCUCCAAAUCCAUCGUCCUCAAGCUUCUAGAUGGCCUGCAGCUGCCCGAGGGUGCUCCCAUCUUGGUGGUGUAUUGUAUGCCGCACAGGUUUGGCGAGUGGUCCCAAGCUUGCGCCCAAAUCCAGCUGGGCGAACUUCUUGGAGAAAACAAGUCGGUGCGUAUGCACUACAUGGGCAUCCUGUUGGCUGAUGAUGUUGGGACCAUGAGUUCUUUGAAGUCAAGCGUAGCUGGCCAACUCAUGACAAAGUGGAUUCCGGACAUGGUGAAGAACAAGUACAUUGCCAGUCAAGCUGCUGCUUUGACCAAGUGGGAGGAUGCUAUCGGGAACGACAAGUCAAUCAAACAAGCAUUGCAGGGGAUAUCGGAGGAAUCAACUUCCUCAGAACCAUCAGGUUCUAGCGUUGUUCCAACCGAGUCUGCAAGAACACUGGCCAGCCCUGACUAUACCGGUGCUGUUGAUGUCCCCAACUUUGGCACCAGGGUGAAUUUGGAGAAGAAGCCCAUGGAUGAGUUCAGUUCUGGUCGAACGAUUCACUGCCAAGCGCAACUUGCGAACUCCGACUUGAACAUCGUGAAAGAUAAGAAUGAUGGGUCUUUGUGGAUCACCAAUGCCACUGGAAGCGCCGCAGAACUGAAAGCCCGAGAGCUCUUCGGAUUCAAUGUUGGAUCUUUUGCUGAGGUGGUGGCAGGAGAUGCAGCCUCCGUGGUGGAUUCGAUCCCGUGGUUGGUCACCUCGGACUUGCACGUGGUUUCUCUGGUGUCGUCGGCUGGAGAUGGGACCCAAACAAAGGAGUUGAUGACCAUUGCCGAUCUUUGCUGCUGGAUAACACGCACACGCGGGGCUACAGAUGGACCAUCUGGCCCUACCCCAAAGACAUUCCGAUACACUAUCACACCGCGGCCAAAAGUCAAUUGCUUCAAGCCGAAGAAGCUGGAGGAUGAUCCACCUACGUCUCGGUACUCCCAGUUUGGUGCCAUCUUCAACAACUUCAAGCAGUUGCCCGCAUCUUCAAGUUUUGGCAUCGUCUGA
Messenger RNA from Durusdinium trenchii, 1770 nucleotides. The record is from the annotation of a GenBank genome assembly. NCBI's taxonomy places the organism in Eukaryota, Dinophyceae, Suessiales, Symbiodiniaceae.